CCCCGGGAUGAAGGUGGCACCCCAUCAAUCCCAACCUAUGUCCCGCUGUCUCCCUUCUUUUUUCAGGCCGUCCCAGAAAAACAGAGACCAAAGGCAGAGUCAUUGUCCCAAGAAGAAUUGGGGAAGAAGCAUCAAUCUACGGAAACGAAAUCCUUCGCGGUGGGGAUUUUUAAAGGCCAGAUCAUCACUGAGCAAGUUUUCCCUUAUCCUUCAGUCCUCAAUGAGGAGCAGACGCAAACGUUGCGGGAGCUGGUGGAUCCCGUCGCUCGUUUCUUUGAGGAGAUGAACAACCCGUCCCGGAAUGAGGAGCUGGGGCACGUGCAGGAGAAGACGAUGAGGGGCCUGAAGGAUAUGGGGGCUUUCGGGUUGCAGGUGCCCACCGCCUUUGGGGGUCUGGGGCUCACCAACACCCAGUAUGCCCGCAUGGUGGAAAUCGUGGGGAUGCACGACCUGGGGGUGGGCAUCACCCUUGGCGCCCACCAGUCCAUCGGCUUCAAGGGCAUCCUGCUCUACGGCUCCCGGGAGCAGAAGAAGAAGUACUUGCCCAAAUUGGCAACUGGUGAGACCAUCGCCGCGUACUGCCUGACCGAGAACACCAGCGGCUCCGACGCGGCCUCGAUCCGGAGCAGAGCCGAACUAAGCCCUUGCGGUACCUACUACACACUCAAUGGGAGCAAAUUGUGGAUCAGCAAUGGCGGCAUUGCCGACAUAUUCACCGUCUUUGCCAAAACCCCGCAGCAAGACGAGACGGGGAAGAUGAAGGACAAGAUCACGGCCUUCAUCGUGGAGCGGUCUUUUGGGGGGGUCACCAGCGGCCCCCCCGAGAAGAAGAUGGGCAUCAAAGCGUCCAACACAGCCGAAGUCCACUUUGAUAAUGUCCGAGUGCCGGUGGAGAACGUUCUAGGCGCACCAGGCGCCGGGUUCAAGGUGGCCAUGAAUAUCCUGAACAACGGGCGCUUCGGCAUGGCGGCCGCUAUGGCGGGCACCAUGCGGGCACUCAUUCACAAGGCGGUGGAUUUUGCUGCCAACCGAACUCAAUUUGGGGAAAAAAUCCACACUUUCGGAGGCAUUCAGGAGAAACUCGCCCGCAUGGCGCUCCUCCACUACGUGACAGAGUCAAUGGCCUAUAUGAUCAGUGCCAACAUGGAUCGCGGGGCGUCCGACUUCCAGAUUGAGGCAGCCAUCAGCAAAAUCUUCGGCUCGGAAGCCGCCUGGAGCGUGUCGGACGAAUGCAUCCAGACGAUGGGCGGCAUGGGCUUCAUGAAGGAAGGCGGCGUGGAACAAGUGAUGAGAGAUUUGCGCAUCUUCCGCAUCUUCGAAGGCACCAAUGACAUCUUGCGGCUUUUCAUCGCUCUCUACGGGUUCCAGAACGCCGGGAACCAGCUUCGUGGUUUGCAACAAGCCAUCAAGAACCCCUUCGGCAAUGCUGGUUUGUUGGUCAGCGAGGCAGGGAAACGGGUCCGCAGGAAGGCAGGUUUGGGGACAGGUAUCACCUUAAAAGGUGUGGUGCACCCGAGUUUGGAAUCCAGCAGUGAGCAGGCCGUUCAAGCCAUCGACCUCUUCGCGGCCGGGAUAGAAAACCAGCUGCUGAAGCACGGGAAGAAAGUUGUCGAAGAGCAGUUUAUGCUGAAACAGAUCGCCGACAGCGCAAUUGAUAUCUAUGCCAUGGUGGUCGUUCUGUCCAGGGCGUCGCGAGCUCUGGAACAAGGACAGCCCACCGCCGAGCACGAGAAAGUGCUCUGUGAGACUUGGUGCAUGGAGGCCUACAAGCGGGUCACCCAAAACCUGAUCUCUCUCCCGUCCAGCAACACCCAACAAAUGUUCAAGAAUUUUCGGGUCAUCUCCAAAGCCAUGGUGGAGAAGGGAGGGGUGGUCUCCCCUUACACCCUGGGUUUCUGAGACCCCCCCCCCUCACCCGCCUCCUCAGUUCUCAGCUUCGUUCUUUCCUGGGUGCAACACAAUGAGAGCACAUCCACCAAAGGCAAAUUCCUUGUGUGUCCCAUCACACUUGGCCAAUAAAGAAUUCUGUCUUAUCUAUCUAUCUUAGGGUGGGGCGUCCCCCACCCCACUGGGAGACCAGGUGCCAUUUUGGGGAAACUGCCCUCGGAACGUCUGCAGGUAGUCCUCGACUUACGACCGCAAUUGCAACUGGAAUUUCCAUGGAUAAGCAAGGCAGUCGUUAAAUGAGCCGCCCCUAAUUUUACAACAGCCCUAUAGCCCUUAGACUUAUAUACCGCUUCACGG
This is a messenger RNA of Thamnophis sirtalis, 2244 nucleotides long. The record is from RefSeq and is a predicted model, not a curated record. NCBI's taxonomy places the organism in Eukaryota, Metazoa, Chordata, Lepidosauria, Squamata, Natricidae.